Molecule: messenger RNA, 2934 nt
Organism: Owenia fusiformis
Lineage: Eukaryota; Metazoa; Annelida; Polychaeta; Sabellida; Oweniidae
Source: the annotation of a GenBank genome assembly
AUUAUCAUAUGCUCCUAAAAUCCAGUGUUUACCUAUGAGAUAUCAGACCAUUUAAAAUACUAGUAGCUAUCAACAAGACUUUACUACCGAUUGCAAACUUAAUCUGAUUCUAGGAAAAACCGAAGAAUUUCAAACUCAUAUUGACAUAGAGGGACUGGCAGUAGGUUUAAAUUGAAAAAUGUUUUAAUAAACGAUUCAGUGGUUUAUUAAUAUGGAAGAACUUGAAGUUUAUUAGCCAUGAUGAUGUGGAAAUAAGGACAAUAUUUGAACUCCUGUCAGAGAGAAUAUUAGAAAGCGACUGCAGAAAGGAGAUAACAGAUUAUUAAAUAUUUUCAUCAAUAAAUGAAACUAUAACUGAGAUAAACCAAAUAGAUACUCCAUGCAGAUGAUCAGCGAUGACAGACCUGAAUGAAUCAACAAUGAUUGGCCGAUAUAACUGAUAUAAAAACCAUGUUUUAUGUAUGCAGUUGAUGCACCGAAGACCCCACCUGCAUUAGUUCUUGCGAAACUGUCAAACUCGAGAUAAUCCCAGAAGAGGGGAAAUUUACAUUACAGAUAAACAAUAGCGUUUAUAUACCAAUUUGAUUAACCUUGUUCAGCUGACAUUCAGAAUUAUAUUUGAUAAAACUGAUAAUAGAAACAUGGUAUUUGAUUGGUUGAUAAUUCAAGGAAGUUAACGCUAACACGCUGCAGUUCACCAUCGGAAUACCAUAGCCGAAGUUGCAUCAAUUGAGUUAGUAAAUGUGAGGGAUAAUUUCAGGUCAUAUACGUGACAAAACUGUGAGGACAUUAGGUACAAGUAAGAAUAUACUGAUACUCUCCAGUUAUAACUGACAGAGCGAGUACACUGACUCUAUAGCCAAACCAAUCAACCAUGAUGAAAGUAACAUGAUUACUUUAACAGUUAAAUUAUCAAUCAAUUCUAAAAUUACAAAGUGCAUGGCUGAAGUGAAUUAAUAGCUAAAUUCAGCAAAGGAGUUAAUUUACGUUAUUAUAACAUUUCGAAUUAGACUUAAGUAACAUAUUAUUGGGGAGUUAAUGUGAUUGAACAAUUAACCAAUAGAGGAUCUCCGUGUAUGAUUUAAUGAAAAGACUUACACGAAUUACAAAGACAAAUUGUCAUUAGUAUUUAGGCGAUGGCAUCCCUUUUAGUAAGGAAUCUGGAAUAUUCUACUGUUUAGUGAAGACAGUCAGACACGCAGUAAUUAAGUUACAUGAACUUGAUUCCGUUAGAUAAACUGACACCAACAUUGUCUGUUGCAGGCAAAACCAAUCAAUCUGUCUGUAUGAACAAUCAACAAGAUAAUAGAAACAAUCAACCACCCAAGAGAAACAAUCAACCAGACAAAAUAUACCAGCCAAGAAGAGCAAUUAACAAGACAAAAUAGACAAUCAACGAGACUACAGAAACACAUAUCUGGAUAAAAUAAACAAUAAAGCAACCAACAGAAACAGUUUCAGGAGAACAUUUUGAAAAGACACGAUGGAUGUAGGUAACAUUAUAUAUGUGGUACUAGAAGUUGUCAUUGCCAUUACCGCUGUGGUGGCUAAUGCAUUAGUUCUGUACAUAGUCUACAAACAUAAGCACCUACAUAGUAUAACCAACUAUUUCAUCGCAAAUCUCGCAGCAGCUGAUCUACUUGUGGGGUUAUUCGCGAUUCCAUUCGCACUGAUCACAGCCAAUGGACUGCCAUAUGAUUUCUACGGAUGCCUGUUUAUGAACUCUCUCGUUGUAAUCUUGACUCAGAGUUCAAUCUUCAGUUUGUUGUCUAUAGCAACAGAAAGAUUCAUCGCGAUCAAAGAACCAUAUCGCUAUCAGCGUCACUGUGGCGGGAACUUUACAGCAUGGGUGAUAAUAUGCACAUGGCUGGCCGCCAUCUUUAUUGGAUUAUUACCUAUGUUUGGAUGGAAUCUUGGGCCUAAUCUAGAUGGAGGAAAAUGUCACUUCAUGAAAGUUAUUGAUAUGCAGUAUAUGGUUUAUUUUAACUUUUUCGCAUGUGUUCUUGCACCCUUAGUCGUCAUGCUGGGAAUGUACAUGUAUAUCUUCAUCAUCAUCCAUAAACAGACCAAGAAAAUUGCGAGUCUUCAAGUUGGCGAUGGCUCGCCACAAGUAUCCGACGUUAGAAAUAAACGAGUGAUCUUUCUUAAAGAACGACGAGCAGCGAAAUCACUUGUUAUACUAGUUGUGUUAUUCGCAAUCUGCUGGCUACCACUACAUAUCGUAAACACCAUAAAGCUGCUAUGUCCGCAUUGUAACAUCUCCCUUGCAUGGUUUCAUGGUGCUAUCCUUUUAAGCCAUGCUAACAGUUCAGUGAAUCCUAUACUGUAUGCGUACAUGAAUCGUAAAAUACGAUUUGCUAUAGGGCGACUAUGGGGUUUAAAAUGGGGUGAAGAUCUGGAAAUUUCUCAAAUAAGAUCUUCAGUUGUACGCAGAUAUGGGUCCCCGGGAAAGAAGAAACACAAACUUAUUGUGAUAACGAACAAACGACAUUCCAAGAAUCAGUCUUCUAAACAGAAUAAUAGUAAACACUGUUCAAGACAUUCGCAUAGUCAACAUUCGCAUAGCCAGCAUUCGCAUAGUCAACAUUCACAUAGUCAACAUUCACAUAGUCAACAGCAACAUAUUCAACAACAUUCAAUUAUUCAACAACAUAACCUAAGCAGUCAACAACACAAUGCUCAUAACUCAACUCAUAGUCAACAUUCUCAAAAUCAACACAUUUCCUAUAUUACUCAACAAAAUCCACAUUGUCCACAAAUUUCUGAAAGUCCACAAAACCCUCACUGUCCGCAAAACUCACACAGUCAACAAAUUUCUCAUAGUAACAAAAAUACACAUAGUCAACACUCAAAAAGUCAACAAAAUUCCUAUAGUCUACAAAAUUCAUCAAGUCAACAUAGUCAACAAAAGUCCCAUAGUCAACAAAACUCUCA